AUGAAUGUUGAAAAUGUGAAAUCCACUUUAAGUAAUGUACAGCACUUCUGCCAGGCCGUGACUACAUUUCUAAUAGACAUGAGUGCAGUUAUAUUAUUUGGCUGUGACAGAGAUGUGGGAAACAAUUUAUGGAUAUAUGUUUUAUUGGGGAAUCUCUUACGUGGAAUUGGAGAAGCACCAAUUCAGCCUUUAGGAAUUUCCUAUAUCGAUGACUUUGCCAGUGAAGACAAUGCUGCACUAUAUAUAGGUUGUGUACAAACCGCCGCAGUUAUAGGUCCCGUGUUUGGCUUCCUAUUGGGAUCCCUAUGCGCAAAGCUAUUUGUGGACAUCGGUACAGUGGACUUAGGGAACGUAAUGAUAUCUUCAAGUGAUGCCCAGUGGGUAGGGGCUUGGUGGCUCGGUUAUUUGGUAGCCGGCGUUAUAAGUCUUCUUGCCACUCUACCGUUCUGGUUCUUACCAAAAGAACAAACCAGCCUGGGAAUUAGCAAAAACUCAAUUACACCUUCAGAGCAGUCACGGUUUAUUUUAGAGGACAAUAAGGAGAGUCCAGUUUAUGAAGAACAAAUACAAAUAUGGAAACUGGCAAAAGAUUUUUUGCCUUCAUUGAAAGACCUGUUGGGGAAUCCAGUUUACUUUUUAUUAUUGUGUGGAAGCAUUUUCCAGUAUAACUCUGUGAUUGGAAUGGUAACGUACAAACCCAAAUACAUUGAGCAGCAGUACGGGCAGACUUCAGCCAAGACAAACGUUAUUAUAGGUCUUAUAAACGUCCCAGCUGUGGCCUUAGGCAUUUUCUCAGGUGGAAUCAUUAUGAAAAAAUUCAGGAUUAAUAUUUUUGGAGCAGCAAAGUUGUUACUGGGUUCUUCCCUCUUAGGCUAUCUGAUGUUCCUCACUUUAUUUGGUUUGGGAUGUGAGAACUCCUCAGUGGCAGGACUGACCGUACCGUACCAUGGGUAA
Molecule: messenger RNA, 954 nt
Organism: Bombina bombina (fire-bellied toad)
Lineage: Eukaryota; Metazoa; Chordata; Amphibia; Anura; Bombinatoridae
Product: solute carrier organic anion transporter family member 1C1-like
Exons: 6
Coding region: 1-954 (317 amino acids)
Biological process (GO): sodium-independent organic anion transport; transmembrane transport
Cellular component (GO): membrane
Source: RefSeq, a predicted model, not a curated record